Molecule: messenger RNA, 979 nt
Organism: Moneuplotes crassus
Lineage: Eukaryota; Ciliophora; Spirotrichea; Euplotida; Euplotidae
Source: the annotation of a GenBank genome assembly
AAAAAUUAUUAUAAUGGACGAAAAAGAUCUCAUGAUGCCUCCUAGUUGGGUCCUUGAUGGACAAUCAACCAUGAUGCAAAGCCAAGGGAUUGAUGAUGAUUCUGUUGAGCAUUUAAGACCACCUCCAAGUGCUAGCCGAAGGGAGAAGAACAAGUUCUACGCAAUGCAGAAUCGGAGAAGGAAAUAAAGAGUAUAUCAAAGAGCUCGAGAGCAAGGUCGAAACACUCCAACAGAAAGUAGCAGACCUUAAUGAUAAACUUGAUAUGUACAAAUAAUAAGAUGUUCUCUAUCGCUUGUGGUGGAGAGGCUCAUUUUACUGAUUUUGAGUCCCUUCGAGAAACUUGGAGAUACAAGAUAGAAGAUCUCGUCAACUCUAAGGAACAGAAGGAUCACUUCAAGACUUUCGAAGAGAUAAAGGACUCCUUUGGACCAAUGGGCACUGCCAGGAGACUUAUGUUGAAGAAAUGCUUUAGGACAGUUAUUGAAAAUUUGGUUCCUGAUCAUAUUAAACUAGUCAUGUUCUUGGCACCGAAGUUAUCAUCUAUAUCAGACGAAGAGUAUGAUAAGCUGUUUGCUUUGCCAAAGCCUGCGGCUUUGCAUAAGCUAAAGACCGAGGCUUUUUCAGAUGCUGAUAAAUAGCCUCUAUGAUAUAGGGAUUAGGGGCAAUCUUAGGAAGGUCUUUACAAUGAGAAGUAGUCUUCUCAGUGAUAUCAAGACUAAUAUGAAAACUCUAGUGAGACAACUUAUUCUCAUACAAAAUCAGAUUUUCAAGGAACAAGAUCGGAUGAAGAUGUUCAGGAAAUCAGUAACUGAAAUGGAUUCCCAGUACGAAAGUAUACCGAAAUUGUUGGCCCAUUUUAAGACGGUCGAGUCUGACCCGCAGUACUCGAUUUUCAACAUGUGGGAAAUUAAGAAGAAGUCAGAAAUUUUACCCAAUGAGACAGUUGGCGAAGUUUGUCUAUCUGAUUAUGAUAUAUAA